CCGCUGCGCCGCCCGCCCGCCCGCGGCCCGGGCCUUCUGCUGCCGCUGGUGCUGUCGUGGCUCGGGGGAACACGGGCUCAGGGCGUGUGUACGCCUCCAGAUAGGCUGCAAUAUGCAGAGCUCAAUGAGACUUUCAGCACAAUGAAGAGCUUUCCUGUUGGAACCGUGGUGUCGUACAUCUGCCGGCCGGGGUAUAUAGAAAUCCUCGGAAAACCAUCAACUCGUAGAUGUCUUGAAGACUCACAGUGGUCACCCAUAGAGCAGUUCUGUACAGAGAGAAAAUGUAAACAUCCAGGAAAAUUAGAACAUGGUUUUACUAAUGUGACAGAUCUUACAUUUGGUUCAAAAGCUACUUUUUCUUGUGAAGGAGGAUUCAGAUUACGUGGAACUAAUGAAAUUUCCUGUGUAAUUAAGGAUAAAGUUGUUAACUGGAAUAGAGAUCUUCCUUUCUGUGAAAGAAUUCCUUGUGAACCACCUCCAGACAUAGCCAAUGGGCGCUACACUGCAGCAGCUGACUAUGUUUAUCAAACAUCAGUAACCUAUACAUGUGAUGAGGUACCAAAAGGCGCGGAUCCCUUCUCACUUAUUGGCCCACCUACUAUUUUCUGCACGUAUGAUGCGCACUUAAAUGGAGUUUGGAGUGAACCACCUCCACAAUGUAGAGUGGUCAAAUGUGAUAACCCGAAGGUUGAAAAUGGAAGAAAAAUAUCUGGAUUUGGAUCUUCCUAUAGCUAUAGGGACUCAGUCGUGUUUGAGUGUGAUCCAGGCUAUUUCAUGAUCGGACCGGAGGUAAUUACCUGUGGAGAAAAUAACACCUGGUCUCCUCCAAAACCAACUUGUGAAAAAAUCACUGAAGGUGUAUGUCAUGCCCCAAAGAUCACACAUGGAGUAGUGAUUCCAGAGAAAGCUAUCUAUGAAGAAGGAGAGUCUGUUCAGAUAAAGUGCAGUGCUUACUAUACUUUUCCUGAUGGCGCUGCAGAGGUGACAGUAACUUGUCAAGGACAGGAGACAUGGAGUUCUUUACAAAACUCUGCAUGUGAGCCUGAAAGUUCUGCUUCCACUCCAGACAUAAGUUACGGUAGAGUAAUUGAUGGACAAAAACCUUCGUAUUCUGUCGGGGAUUUUAUUACGAUUGAAUGUUAUGCAGGCUACACGUUACAUGGUGAAGCUCGUAUUCAGUAUAUUGGAGAAAACCAAUGGAUUCCUGGAGUGCCAGCUUGCCAGUUAAGUCCGUAUAUUACGGCCAUCAUCUGUGUGAUUGUGGCAAUUGUGGUGUUCCUGGCAGCCUUCUGGGUCUAUAAGAAAUUCUUUUCACAAAAUGGGAAACGUGACAGCACUCCAUGUACUGCCGAAUAUAAGAUCUGUAAAGCAUGAAUGACCUUUUUUGGGGGUGGGAGGGAAUUUGCAGUUGAAUAUACCUAUCAGAAAUGGAAAAUGAUUGCACUUGCAUUGAAUUUCUGUAGAUUAAUAUCUUGUACUAUGUCUUAUACUACUGAUUAACUGUAGUAGGAGAUCAUUAAUAGGGUAAAAAGAAUAUAUAUAUCUGCUUUUCCUUAUGGGCCACUCAUACUGUCUUUUCUGUGUAUGUGAAAUCAUCUUAAAGGCACAUACCUGUAGCAUGCAAGAGUGUCUGUGUCGGCGGGAGUACUGGACGUAUCACUGUCAUAGUACCAGCUGCUGCUGCCUGCUGCCUUCAGUGCUACCUCUUUUCUUACAGAAGACUAUCCAAUAUUAGUUCUGCUCACUAAAAUCCGAAUGUGCUUCUUGUUCAUUUUUGCAGUUGAGGCGGUAUAAAUGAUUAUGUUGUCUCUUGUAUUCUGAAAUGUUUUAUUACUAAUUUCCUGAAGAGAUUGGUGCCAUUUGAGACUAUGUCUUUUUGAAACUAUCACAGUUUAGAUCUUAUAUACGCUACCUCUUUGUUUGCCAAAGUUGGUUUCUGUAUAUCUAAUAAAUUAAAAUGUGCCUUUAAAUCAGAGUUUUAUAGCUUUUCCAUUGCCUUUAAGAAGGAGAAAAGCCAUAUAUGUUUCUGGCUCUUUGAUAUAGUCGCAGAAAGACUACAGUGGAUUUGUUGGAAUGGAAAACGGAAGGGUUCUAUAGCAAAGGUAUCCCCUGCCUUUGAAUUUGUUGGCCUAUUAACAGAAGGUACCUGAUUAAAGGAACUGCUGAGAGAUCAGUGGUAGCCAUCUCCUAUCAGGUGCACAGUGUAAGUUCCUUAGGAUGCUUGAUUUUUAUUGAGCCUUGAUGUCAGUUUCGGAGAUAAUUUUGUUGGUUUUCAGGAUAGAAGGGGUGCUCUGUGGAUCUAGCUUCCUUGCUUUUUUUACUUGAAAUCGUAUAUUCCACAUAUAGCAUUUCAAAUCUCUGCAUACAGACUAUGAUGCUAAAUCUAGCCCAGUAAUGCUAGAUUUAGCAUCAGAUACCUGUUGAGAAACAGAAGCCUUUCCCUGUCAGACUCCCUUCUCUUUUCAUGUUAAAGGAAGACCAAACCAGCUUAGUUGCGGGAGUGAAGGAAUGGGUAUGCUGGCAGUGGCGGUAGAUGUGGUUUCUCUUUAGGUAGCUGCUUGCUUCAUGAAGCGUUUUAGUCAAGACUGUGAUUCCAGGAGCUCCCAUCACAGCAUUUGCCAUGAAUUGAGGCUCAGAUGUACAUUGAUAGCUGUUACUUAAAAUGCAUACUUGCUACUUCUAAUUCCUUAUUAAAACCAAAAGUGUAAUUGACAGGUUUUGGCAUUGUGAAUCUCUGAGUUUGCUAGCAACAUACAGGCAGCUUGUAAGAACCAGUUUUCCCAGAAAAAACAAAUUGCCUCACUUCAGAUGGCUGAGGCAGCAUUUAAACUAUUCUUGCUUGUCUGUGGUAGAUUAGCACUGCUCUCCACUGUUGUGAACAGAUUGUUUGAAUAACAUAGAACUGUUUAGGGCUUUAUGGGGCUUUUUGGGACAAUCCCAGCAGUUGUAUUUUCAGAGUUCAUAACAGUCUCUGGUUAUUAAAAAGGGGUUUUGGCUACACAGAAUGACUUGCUGUUCAUUGCCUAGCUGAUACCUAGUUUGAUGAUUGUUUGUAAACACUGUGAUAAUAUACUGGGAAUUGAGUGUGGUGGUCACUAGCUAGCUUGAUUAUGUAUGGCAUCUUCAAUGUUUUAAAAUAUGCUGAAAUGCACUUAAUGCUGAAGUGAAAUAACUGUAAAAAAUGGCCUUAUUUUUAUACUUUUUUCCAGCUGUAAAGACUAGUGAUGACUUGUAAUAUUACAAAUAAAAAUGUUAAAUUAUUUAGCAGUAA
Molecule: messenger RNA, 3271 nt
Organism: Gymnogyps californianus (California condor)
Lineage: Eukaryota; Metazoa; Chordata; Aves; Accipitriformes; Cathartidae
Product: membrane cofactor protein-like
Exons: 11
Coding region: 142-1374 (410 amino acids)
Source: RefSeq, a predicted model, not a curated record